Messenger RNA from Penicillium verhagenii, 1212 nucleotides. RefSeq lists its product as uncharacterized. NCBI's taxonomy places the organism in Eukaryota, Fungi, Ascomycota, Eurotiomycetes, Eurotiales, Aspergillaceae. The record is from RefSeq and is a predicted model, not a curated record. The transcript has 3 exons. Bases 1 to 1212 code for a protein of 403 amino acids.
AUGCCUCCCAAGCGACCAUCGGAUUCAUCGGCGCCAGCCGCCAAAAGGCAAGCAAAGAAGCCCAAGAGCGACGCAGUGACAAAUGCCGAAGCGAUACCGCUGUUUGGUCCUCGCGCUUGUUCUCUGUCACGCUAUAGCAAUGUUUCUGUCACGAGGAACUCACACGUCAUGUACUUGAAGUCUACUCUGGACCCCGAAAAGGCUUACGCGUUUCAAUGCCUGUGUCUGGCCCAGUUUCGAGAGGUCGUGACUAGCAUUUCCGAUGAAUAUGACGAUGAAGACGAUGAUGAAUGGAGCGGUGAAGACGACAAAGAUGAUGGAAAUGAAGAAAAUGAAGACUCUUCCAACAAGAAACAGGAAAAUGCCAAGGGUGGAGAGAAGCCAAAAAUCCCCAAAUGCGAUCGUGGUGAGACCUGCUUGUGCGGAAAACCGGCUGCAGAGCACCCAGAACAUCCCUGGAUCACGUCCUUUGCCGGAUUCCAAAAGGCCGGAGACAUGAAUUGCCAAGCCUCUGUCCGUGUACCGGACUUCUUCAACAUGUACACGUACAAUGACCACGCUGGUUAUGGUGUGAUGGAGGUGGUUCAAAAUCUGAUCCUCGAUUUCAAAGCAGCGAGAGAGUUGCCGAUGACAUGGCCAACCACAUGGAAAGAGAUGUGGGCUCUUUGCGAGGGCUUUGCAAUCUUCUGCAUGAAGGGUAAUGUCGAUUGCUUCAUGACAGUGGAUGAUGGAGAAGGUGUGGAAGCACUUUGCAAGUUGGCUUCCCAGAUGCUCCUUGAGAUGUUAGCCAUCCUGGAAAAAUGCAAUCUUCUGGGUCCAGAGUCCGAGGUCAAAAAUCUUGGCCUGAUUAUGGCAUUAUUCCUACGUUUCGGGAAGGAGCUUGAAUUUGACGAUUUCGCGGUCGAUAUCUUCGCCUUCGCUAAGAAGCACAGCAUCAAGUUGGUUGGGCUAUCAGAGAAGCACUUUGAUGAGCUGCAGCAUGAGUACGAGGGUAACGAUGGUAAUCUGUCAGAUGAACGUGAGAAGCCCAAGUCAUUUGAUGAUGCCUUUGCAAGCUAUAAGAAGUCUGAAGGAACAAUCGGUGGUGACAAACUAGAUGUCACAUCCUGGACUACCGCUGAGCGCAAAGAACACAGCUUCGACAAGAAAGAUCCUUUCGAUGCCAAAUCAAAGGCCGCAAUCAAGGCUGGUGGAGUUCUUUCAUUCUCUUAG